UUGCGAGGAGGAGCGCGCGGGCUGCGGGCGGCUGGGGCAGCCCCGGAGCGGCGGCGGCUCUCGCAGAGGCGGCCUGACAGCGGAAGGUUCUCUCUCCGGGGCUGGACUCAAUAACUUUGGAACUGUCCACCGGUGUUACGUCCUGAACAUGAGCCUCCUCCUCUCCUUCUACCUGCUCGGGUUGCUUGUCAGUAGCGGGCAAGCUCUUCUUCAAGUGACAAUUUCACUUAGCAAAGUAGAGCUUAGUGUGGGUGAAUCUAAAUUCUUCACAUGUACAGCAAUUGGUGAACCUGAGAGUAUAGAUUGGUAUAAUCCUCAAGGGGAGAAGAUAAUUUCAACACAGAGGGUAUCAGUGCAAAAGGAAGGUAUUAGAUCAAGAUUAACCAUCUACAACGCAAAUAUAGAAGAUGCAGGGAUAUAUCGUUGCCAAGCAACAGAUGCCAAAGGACAGACACAAGAAGCUACAGUCGUUUUGGAAAUUUACCAAAAACUCACUUUCAGAGAAGUGGUAUCUCCUCAAGAGUUCAAACAAGGGGAGAAUGCAGAAGUGGUUUGCCGAGUCAGCAGCUCACCCGCACCUGUCGUCAGCUGGUUGUAUCAUAAUGAGGAAGUCACCGCUAUAUCCGACAAUCGGUUCGCUAUGUUAGCCAACAAUAAUCUGCAGAUUCUCAACAUCAAUAAAAGUGAUGAAGGUAUAUACAGGUGUGAAGGAAGAGUGGAGGCUAGGGGAGAAAUUGACUUCCGUGAUAUCAUUGUUAUUGUUAAUGUGCCACCAGUGAUCACAAUGCCUCAGAAAUCUUUUAAUGCCACAGCGGAGAGAGGAGAAGAGAUGACAUUUUCCUGCAGGGCCUCAGGCUCUCCUGAGCCCACCAUCUCCUGGUACAGGAAUGGCAAGUUCAUUGAAGAAAAUGAAAAGUACUCAUUGAAAGGAAGCAAUACAGAACUCACUGUCAGGAACAUAAUCAAUAGUGAUGGGGGCCCUUAUAUCUGCAAGGCCACAAAUAAGGCAGGAGAAGAUGAAAAGCAGGUGCUUCUCCAAGUCUUUGUACAGCCUCACAUAAUACAGCUUAAAAAUGAGACUACAUAUGAGAAUGGUCAAGUCACACUCAUAUGUGAAGCAGAAGGGGAGCCUAUUCCAGCAAUCACCUGGAAAAGAGCAGUGGAUGGCAUCACUUUUUCUGAAGGUGAUAAGAGCCCAGACGGACGUAUCGAAGUCAAAGGGCAGCAUGGAAGUUCAUCACUGCACAUUAAAGAUGUGGACUUGUCAGAUUCAGGGAGAUACGACUGUGAAGCGGCAAGUAGAAUUGGAGGGCACCAAAAGAGCAUGUACCUUGAUAUUGAAUAUGCUCCCAAGUUCAUAUCAAAUCAAACAAUUUAUUACUCUUGGGAAGGAAACCCAAUAAAUAUAAGCUGUGAUGUGAAAUCGAAUCCACCAGCAUCAGUCCAUUGGAGAAGAGAGAAAUUAGUCUUGCCAGCUAAAAACACCACUAAUUUAAAGACAUAUAGUACAGGGAGAAAAAUAAUAUUAGAGAUCGCACCUACAUCCGAUAAUGACUUUGGACGAUAUAAUUGCACAGCUACUAAUCGUAUAGGAACAAGAUUUCAAGAGUAUAUUCUUGCUUUGGCUGAUGUUCCAUCAAGUCCCUAUGGAGUGAAGAUUAUAGAGCUGUCACAGACCACAGCCAAGGUUUCUUUCAGCAAGCCGGACUCCCAUGGAGGUGUGCCUAUUAAUCACUAUCAAGUGGAUGUCAAAGAAGUGGCAUCAGAAACCUGGAAAAUAGUACGCUCCCAUGGAGUUCAAACAAUGGUUGUUUUAAGCAACCUGGAACCAAAUACAACUUAUGAAAUCAGGGUUGCAGCUGUAAAUGGAAAAGGACAAGGAGACUAUAGUAAAAUAGAAAUUUUCCAAACGUUACCAGUCCGUGAACCGAGUCCUCCGUCCAUACAUGGACAGCCAAGCAGUGGGAAGAGCUUUAAGCUGAGUAUCACCAAACAGGAUGAUGGUGGAGCCCCUAUUUUAGAAUACAUUGUGAAAUAUAGAAGUAAAGAUAAAGAAGACCAGUGGUUAGAGAAAAAAGUGCAGGGAAAUAAAGACCACAUUAUUUUGGAGCAUCUACAGUGGACAAUGGGAUAUGAAGUUCAAAUUACAGCUGCCAAUAGAUUGGGAUAUUCAGAACCAACAGUCUAUGAAUUCAGCAUGCCGCCCAAGCCAAACAUUAUUAAAGAUAAAUGCUGUGAAGCGAAUAAAGGCGAAAAUGGAAGCCAGUCACGGCAGCUGAGUGCUGCUGCGUUUUCUUUCAUUAUAGUCAUAAGUUUGUCUUGCAUGUUUUAAUGUUGUUGCUAUAUCAUAUAUUUCCUUUUUUGCCCUGAAAACUUAACAAGGCUAAUCUAAAACUGCAAUAAAAUAUUUUCUAAAGUCCAACUAAACAUGCACGUGUCCUCACCCACGAAUAGUGAGCCUUUUUUCCCUACCCCAAAUUGUUGACCUUUAAAGUAGAUAAUUUGUCAGGAAAUCACAAAAGGACAUUAAACCAAGAUUGUUUCUUCCAAGUACUAGUUCACAGAGUAACUUGUUUCAUUCUCAACUUUAAUUUCUAAAGUUGGCCUUGUUAAAUAUCAUGUCACUUUCAUUUGAACUUAAAAAUGAAAGUGCUAGUCACUCAGCUGUGUCUGACUCUUUGUGACCCCAUGAUCUGUAUAGUCCACCAGACUCCUUCCUAUGUCCAUGAAAUUUUCCAGGCAAAAAUACUGGAGUGGGUAGCUAUUCCCUUCUCUAAGAGGUCUUUCCGACCCAGGGAUCGAAUCCUGGUCUUCUGCUUUGCCGGGGGACUCUUUACCAUCUGUCUGAGCCACCACAGAAGUCCAUUUGGAACUUAAGCAUUUGCUAUAUCUAAUCUUCUUUCAUUUGAUUAUUUUACAAAUAUAACUCAAUAUCCAUGGCCAAAUACUGUAUGAAUAGAAAUUUUGUGAUGUAGAAUUGUGGCUCUUUCAUACUGAUUUGAUGGUUAUUCCUUUAAAUGUAGGUUUAGAACUUUAUAAACAUAAUAUUUCAUAGUGUUUUCCAUUUAUAUAAAACAUAAACCUGAUAGCUUUUAGUACAUUAAAUGUGUAUAUCCUAUGUGCUGCCUGAUUUUCCUCUUAUUCACAUAAAAUAUCAUAAGGAAUUAAAGUGAACCAGACUCAUUUCUUCAAUUUGAAUACCAAAAAUCUAGACUUUUAGUUUUCAAUAAAUAAAACUACCUUUCUGCAUUUGUCCCAAAGUAAAUAGUAAGUUAAAGUUGAUUCUAUUUUAAAAGUUGCACCCUGUGUACUAGGUUUGAAUUGUGUUUUGAGGUAACAUCAGGUAUUCAUGUUCUAACAUAAAAUCUUACUACUUUUUCCUGGAAACCUGAGUCAGUUUCUCUGUAAGAUCAGAGAGAAGUAAAUGUUUUAGCCACUACUUUCCAGAAGAUGAAAUUGAUAUGAGGACGUGUUACUAGAUUCCAGCACUCAGAGGAGGCUGGAUUUGAUGGAGUAGCAUGAAUAAUGAUUUUUAUUUUCACAUUUCAUUCAUUACCAAAUGAGAAAAAAGUAUUUUGUGUUUUUCAUUCCCAGCUACACUCUAGCAAGUAAUUCUUACUAUGUAUUCAAGACAAUUAGGAGGACAAAUUUACAUAUAUUAACAAGAAUGUCAGUGGCUCACAUGGUAAAUCAAAUGAUUGAUUUCUGGGCUUUGAGACUCAUUCAUCAAAAACAAUUUGUUUUGUUGUAUUUAUUGUUUUUUAUGUCUUCAAUGAAAUACCCAUAGGAUCCUAUUAUGUAGGAUGUAAAGGUGGACCAACCUUUGGUAGUCUGUUCUGUAAUUUACCUUUCCAAACUCUCUGCUGUCCACUGCUAUACUUUUUUCUUCUGAGCUAACAGCAAACCUAAAGAAUGCAGAAGUGACUCAUUUACAGAUUAAACACACUUCUUUUUCCCCUGCUGAGACAAAGUGAUUUCCUCCUACCAAUUCAUGCAGUGUGGGGAUUUAACCUAUUUGUUGGAAAUGUUCUAGUUUUAAAAUGAAAUUAACCAGUGAUUCUGUGUAUUGAAAAACUAAUUAUAAUUUCAUACUACACUCCAUGAUAGCAUCUUACAUCCCAUGGAUUUGGAUAAGACUUAUAGAUAUGUUGACUAAUGAUAUGUAACAAGUGCUAGGAAAAAAGGAGUUCCAGUAACACUUGCGUGAACAAACUUUUCCAUUUGUUAUAACCUGACUGGAUCUUGCCAAUAUUAUAAAUAUUUCCAUAAGAAAGUCAUAGAAAUUAUCUUGAUAUAGAAAAUGAUUACAAAAUACUUUUGUGGAGAACAUGUAAUAUGUCUUUAAUAGGAUAACAGAGUUGAUUUUUUUUAAUUUUAUAAUCUAUAAUUCAAAGUCACCAACAGUGAUAUGAAGAACACUCAGUCUAGCUUACCUGAUACUUAGACUGAUAUUUGGACAGGUCAGAAAAGAACCUAAAAUUAAAAUUCUAGUAUCUUAGCAGAAUUACUUAUACUUAAUGAGUUGUUCAUUUAUGUGUUUUAAACAUCUAAGUCCAAGUCAAGAUAUUAAUCCUAAAAUUAAUAAGCUAUUUAUUAUUUGGCCAAGUAUCUAUUCUUAUAUGAACAGUUAUUUUACAGUUCUAAGAUGUGCAUAAGUUAAAAAAUAUUCUCAAGACAUCUUAAAAUAUAAAUCCUGUGCUUUGCCUUAUGUCUAUAAGAAAUAGGAGAGCACAAAACUAUAAGCAAUGCAGCUGUUGCCUUUCAAAAAGUAAAACAUUAGAGAGCAUAAAUUACCUUGUCAGAUUGUUAUUUUAUAUUGUAAUAAAUGUAAAUGUUGCUGAAUUAUAUUUUUUAUUACUUGGGUUUUUCUUUUGUUAUGUACAACCACCAAGUCUAACUGACAGUAUGUUUUGUCUAAUUGAAAUCUGCUAUAGAUCUAAGGAAAUGUGAUUAUUGGUAAGCAAGACAUAAAAAUUCUCCUAGCACCAUCCAAUAUUCUUUUUUUAAUCCAGUGGAUUUUUAAAUAAAAUUCUGUGCCUAAAUGUAUAAAUAGGAACUUGUGUGUAAGGUGAGUUUUAUGUUAUUCAUUAUAUAUAACAUUAUGUACCUAUGUUCAUUGUUGUACAUAUUGUAUGAUCAAAUGUUAGAGCAUUUUAACAGUUUGCUUAGACCAUAUUUUACCAGUUAUAAAGUUAGGUUGAUUUGCUUAUGCAUAGUUGCCAUUAUUUGCACGUGGAGCAUCCUGAUUAAUUUUUUAUAUAAACUUGAAAUCAUUUUUCUUCUUCCAACCCUUUCCAAGUUUAUCUUCUUUUAUCCAUUUAUCAUUUAUCCCUACUGGUCUCUCGACCCUAGUUCUAGCUCUAAUUAUUUAUCAGAUAGCUCUAGGGCUCAUCAAACUACAUUUCAGAUAUGUUAACAGAUUAUGCCUAGGAGGCAGCAAUAAAACCUUCUUUCCUAUGAAAAAUAUUGUCUUACAUGGGAGAACCUUAAGUUAAUUUUGAUUUUUGGCUUUUCUGUUCUAAUACUAUUAUUCAUUGGUAUAAACCCUAUACCCAUAUUUCUUUCCAAACUAUUAUACAAACUCUUAAAACUCUUAAUGACUUCAUUUUUCUUAAAAUUUUUUAUUAGCUUAAAGUAUCUCAAGUGUUUAACAAUGUUAAAUAAAUAAAUAAAUUUUAGAGAUUGGAUUAACGUAUUAUAUAUAUGUCAAUUAGUAAGAAUAAUUGCACAAAUUGCACAUAAUUUUGACUCUUUGGGUGUUUAGCAUUUCUUUUAAAAUUAAUUAGUAAAAUUACAAGUAUGCAUAGUAGUUCAUAGGUUAUACAAUUUGGAGAUGAUUAUACAACUCAUAUUUUCUAUUUGAUAAUUCCCAUUAAUUAUAUUUAAUUUAA
Molecule: messenger RNA, 5891 nt
Organism: Dama dama (fallow deer)
Lineage: Eukaryota; Metazoa; Chordata; Mammalia; Artiodactyla; Cervidae
Gene: NCAM2
Product: neural cell adhesion molecule 2
Exons: 16
Coding region: 149-2332 (727 amino acids)
Biological process (GO): cell adhesion
Cellular component (GO): membrane
Molecular function (GO): protein binding
Source: RefSeq, a predicted model, not a curated record